Pyricularia oryzae 70-15 is the source of this 832-nucleotide messenger RNA. Its product is annotated as 30S ribosomal protein S16. Gene Ontology annotation, molecular function: structural constituent of ribosome. Lineage: Eukaryota; Fungi; Ascomycota; Sordariomycetes; Magnaporthales; Pyriculariaceae. The coding region runs from base 265 to 615 and encodes 116 amino acids. Gene Ontology annotation, biological process: mitochondrial translation. The record is from RefSeq and is a predicted model, not a curated record. Gene Ontology annotation, cellular component: mitochondrial small ribosomal subunit; ribosome. The transcript is spliced from 3 exons.
GUCGGAAGAUCCAUGCGCCGUUACCCGCCCAAAUUUUUGGAGCUCCAUUCUCACAUUGGCGUUACGAAGAUCGCGACCCGUCCGCCUGCAGUCGCGAGGAUUCGAUAUCGACAAAGUUCCUACUGGCGGCCUUGAUCGCACCAGCAACUCGAGACCGAACACACCAAAUAUCCUUCGAGGCAGUCAUUGCUGCCUGAAACCCGAAACAGUGACCAGCACAUCUGUUCCCACGCUUAUCGAUCGUCAAUUGCUGCAAAACGAGCCAUGGUCGUCAAAAUUCGUCUCGCCCGCUUCGGGCGGCCACACCAGCCCCUCUACAACAUUGUUGUUACCCAAGCCAGGACGGCGCUUGGCUCAAAGCCUAUGGAGGUGCUCGGCACUUACGACCCGAUCCCCAAGCCGGAUUCAUACGAUAGCUCGGGCAAGCUGCACAAGGACAUCAGGCUGGACAUCACAAGAACAAAGUACUGGGUUGGUGUUGGAGCACAACCCACAGAUGUCGUGUGGAAGCUGUUGACAAUGCUGGGAAUAUUAGAACCGAAACAAGCAGCAAAGCCAAAGUAUACACCUCCUCCCAACUACAAGCUGUCGUCGACCGGAAAGAGAAUUUCGUGAACGCAACGAGACUGUGGAACAAACAACCCGCAACCCACCCCAUGUUUAUAUUUACCUGUACUAUUGCGACGGCGCGGCAAUGUUUUGUAUAAUGUACAACAACGAAAAAAAAAUAGAAAUUACCUAUGAGAGCAUGGAUCGAUGGCCUUUUUGAUCGUCUUUAAAUUAGGAGCACCUCACUCCUUCGCAGCCAGUUGGCUGCACCUCAAUACAGUGC